Molecule: messenger RNA, 228 nt
Organism: Fusarium venenatum
Lineage: Eukaryota; Fungi; Ascomycota; Sordariomycetes; Hypocreales; Nectriaceae
Source: RefSeq, a predicted model, not a curated record
AUGAAGCUGAACAUUCUCCUUGCCGCUGCUCUGGUUGCUGUCCCUGCCAUGGCUGCCUCAAGCACCACAGAGACACACACCGAAAAACAGACAUCUACCGAGACCCUCAAGGCGAGCCAGACCAGUGCUUCCUCCAAGACUUCGAAGGCGGCUGCUGCUCCCACUAUGGUUGUUGAUAUGAUGGGCGUUGCUGGUGUCGCAGGUGUCCUUGCUGCUAUGGCUCUUUAA